Messenger RNA from Cryptococcus amylolentus CBS 6039, 1539 nucleotides. RefSeq lists its product as hypothetical. NCBI's taxonomy places the organism in Eukaryota, Fungi, Basidiomycota, Tremellomycetes, Tremellales, Cryptococcaceae. Bases 1 to 1539 code for a protein of 512 amino acids. The record is from RefSeq and is a predicted model, not a curated record. The transcript is spliced from 3 exons.
AUGUCUCAGCAAGGCACCACCCCAUCUUCUUACCCUCUCACUGCCCUUGUCCAACCUCGCGCGGAAAAAUCAUCCGCCGACGUACCCAAGAGGGACGCUACGUUGAUCGAGAGGAUUAGCGGAAAUAACUCACGUCAUCAGACUUAUUCCGAGUCCAAAGACGAUGUCCCCUUCCCAGUCCCCAGCGCCUCCACCAACAACCCUAGGGGCAAACCCAGCCCCAACCCCAGCCCCAGCGCCUCUUCGCCGAGCCUUAACCCCCCACCCCACCCCGCCCCCAGAGACACAGACAGCAGCCCAACUUUCGCAUCAUGGCGCUCAUUCCUCAACAUCUACGACAAUGACACCAGCCCGCCCCUCACGCCCGUGCCUACCUCCUCCCCCGUGCUUUUUCCUCCAAGUACGUCGCCUUCAUCUUCGGCUGCGGCGGCUUAUGAGGUGCUGUCCAUCCCGGCGCUGGGGAGGAGGCUGACAGACGCGAAGGCGGGGGAGGCGGAGGAGGGGUAUUCGGAAUGUCUCGGUGCGCAGAGGCAGAGGGGGGGUUGGGGAAUGCCUGCCAUGCGGGUUAAAGAUGAGGAGGAAGAGAGGAAGGAGGGAGAAGGCGGGGAGGAUGAUACGCCGGGAGAGGAGAAGGAUGAUCCGUUUAGUUGUGUGCGGCUUGAGCGUGGGGGGUUGGGGUCGCUUGGGGUGGAGGGGGAGGGAUAUGAGGAUUAUGAGAGUGAUGGUGGGGAGGAGCCGCGACAGCCUGGGUCUGGGAGUGGCUCUGGCUCUGGCUUUGGAUCAGAGUCUGAGGAGGCAGAGUCUGAGGCAGAGUAUGAGAACGAAGAAGACAACGACGGCAAAGACAGCGACAAAGACAAGUCCAAAGAAGAAGAAGAAGACGACGACGACGAAGACCUCUACAACUUUGCCCCCCGCCGUCCACCCCUCGCCCCCAAAGUCUCGAGCUUCAACCACACGAACCGUUACCGCUUCUUUGGCCAUAUCAACUGUCCCGCUUUUCCCCGCCCUCCGCCGGCGUCGCCGAGGAAAAUUAAGACGGUGAUGGUGCCGGGGAGAACGAUGCCGGAGAGAGCUUAUUCUGUACCCACCAUGCCGGGGGGGUAUGGGACGAAAGUGCCGAGCAAGCUUUCGGGCUCUGUCGUGGGCGAAGGUGACCCAAACCCAAACCCCGACCGCCCUCACCCAUUCCCCCAACCCACGCCCCAACCCCCACCAGGCCCGCGGCGCUCCAACACAUUCUCAACCGCCCCCUGCUACAACGGCCUCAAACAAGGGCACGGCGCGCGCACGCAGAUCAUCAUGAACAAGGCGGAUGAUCAGACGGGCUUGGCGUUUGGGAUGUUGAAGGUGGUGGAGCAGAGGAGGGAGUGGGCGCCUGUGAGGCAGCCGGAGAGGUGGGUUUUGAGGGGGGAGUUUAGGGCGGGGGGGUUGAAAGAACUGGAUGGGCAUGACCAUGGGCAGCACGGGCAGCACGGGCACGGCGGGCAGCAUCAUCACCAUCAUCAUGGGAAGAAGUUGGUCGAAGGUCAAUCAUAA